AUGGCUUCUCCUGGAGUCCCUGAUAACGGCGAAGGCUCGUCAACCCAGCAGUAUCGGUCGACACCUAUUUCCACCGGCGGAUUACGCUCCGGAUCUCCUGCUACGGACGUGUCGACGAGGCAAGCUUCGAUUGCUCGCCUAGCAUCCCCCAUACCUUCUCCCUCGAGCUCUUACCCCUCCAGGCAAUUGCCUGUCCCUGUCCAACCGGGCCCUGUCACAGAACAGGAUCUCCGGAGGGUCGAUGACCCCUCCUCACUUCCGGGCCCUGGCCAGUCUAUGAUAGCCUCGGCCCUGCAAGAAAGCCUGGGUCGCUCGCCUCCGCGAUUCGGGACCCCACCACGACGCACAGCGUCCCCUGCCCUACACAGUCAGCAUAUCCGAUCCAACUAUGGUUCCUUCGACAACAAGGCAGGAAGAGAGGGUUCCGAAUAUUCAGUGGGCCCCUACGAGGAUCCGGAAGUUGUCAAAAGACACCUGGUCCAACCCCAGAACGCGAUCGAGAGCCGGGAUAUCCACUCCUCGGGCCACGCGAGUAAUACAGAAGACCAUUUCUCUAGUCUGCAACUGCAGGGAGGUGAUAUUACUCGACAGGUAUACAGGUGGGCGGAAGAGGCAGAUCCUGAGAGUGGACGAUACCACAACCGAAGUAAGAGCUUUAGCCUCAGUCGGCCCACCCCUGAAGAUGAAACGAUGAACAUCAAUAGCAUCCGAGUGCCGGGAGGGUUUCGUCGAGACUAUAUUCGAAGAGCAGCUGCUCCUGGUGCUCCCGAUGGACCCGGGCCUCAAGCACCACCCGCGCAACCACAGCUUCCUACAAGUAGCUUUCUGGAGUUCCUGACGCUCUAUGGCCACUUUGCGGGUGAGGAGCUAGAGGAGGACGACGAAGUCUUGGGGCCAGACGAGUACUUUUCGUCUGAAACUUGGGAGGAAGAAGCCAGAGAAGUCGGGGAAGAGUCGGCCCUCCUCCGUCCUGAGACCCCUGGUCGCAGGAAACGGAAGCCGCGCGGAGGCACCGGAAAUACAACUCGCACGGGUGCAGCUCUUCUCCUACUCAAGUCCUUUGUUGGCACCGGAGUUCUAUUUCUACCUAGAGCUUUUCUGAACGGCGGAAUGCUUUUCAGCAGUCUGGUGUUGCUCGGUGUCUCGCUGCUCAGUUACUACUGCUUCAUCCUCCUAGUAAACACACGUCUCAAGGUUGAAGGCUCCUUCGGUGACAUUGGAGGCGUUCUCUAUGGGAAACACAUGCGACGCAUUAUCCUGGGAUCCAUCGUACUCAGUCAACUGGGCUUUGUAUCCGCAUACAUCGUGUUCACCGCCGAGAACUUGCAAGCAUUUGUUCUGGCUGUCAGCAAAUGCAAGUCCUUCAUUGACAUUAAGUUUAUGGUGUUGAUGCAACUAGUCAUCUUCCUGCCGCUAUCAUUGAUCCGCGAUAUCAGCAAACUCGGGUUCACUGCCCUAAUUGCUGAUCUGUUCAUCAUGCUCGGGCUGAUCUACCUCUAUUACUAUGACUUCCUCACGAUUGCUUCGCAAGGGGGCAUUGCCGACAUUAAGCCCUUCAACCCGUCCACUUGGACUCUCUUCAUCGGCACCGCCAUCUUCACCUAUGAAGGGAUUGGCCUGAUCAUUCCGAUCCAAGAAUCUAUGAAGCGGCCGCAACAGUUCGCCGGCGUCCUGGCCGGGGUGAUGGUCAUCAUUACCGUGAUCUUCCUCUCUGCCGGAGCGCUGAGCUACGCUGCCUACGGAUCUGCGACGAAGACUGUGGUUAUUCUGAACCUUCCUCAGGACGACAAGUUUGUGAAUGUUGUUCAGUUCUUGUAUUCCCUUGCCAUCCUCUUGAGUACACCUUUGCAGCUCUUCCCGGCCAUUCGCAUCAUGGAAAACGAGCUCUUCACUCGCAGUGGCAAGUAUAACCCGAUGAUCAAAUGGAAAAAGAAUUGCUUCCGUUUUUUCCUGGUCAUGAUCUGCGCAUUCAUCGCAUGGGGUGGGGCCGAAGAUCUGGACAAGUUUGUCUCGCUCGUUGGCAGCUUCGCCUGUGUGCCGCUGAUCUACGUCUAUCCGCCCCUUCUGCAUCUUCGCAGCUGUGCUCAAUCAAGACGACAGCAGAUUGCCGACAUAGGACUGUCCUGCUUCGGUGUUAUUUGCUGUUUGUACACGACAGCGCUGACUUUGGCAAACUGGGUCCAAGGUGGCGAUGUCAAAGCACCCGGCUACUGUGAUUCUCAGUAG
This is a messenger RNA of Aspergillus terreus NIH2624, 2226 nucleotides long. RefSeq names its product putative amino acid transporter. Gene Ontology annotation, molecular function: amino acid transmembrane transporter activity. The record is from RefSeq and is a predicted model, not a curated record. Gene Ontology annotation, biological process: amino acid transmembrane transport. NCBI's taxonomy places the organism in Eukaryota, Fungi, Ascomycota, Eurotiomycetes, Eurotiales, Aspergillaceae. The transcript has 2 exons. The coding region runs from base 1 to 2226 and encodes 741 amino acids.